CACCCUGAAUUCAAAAAAUUCUUAAGUUCCAACUUUUGUUCUUCCUUUUCAUUUAACGUUUUAUAAUAGUUCAUAAUGUCACAAUCUAAACCAAGUUCAAAUGAGGGUGAAAGUAGUGGAAAUGAAUCUGCUAUUCGUGUUACAAUACCAAAAGUAUAUAAGUAUCUGACAAUAGUUCAAACAGGAACUGCCGUAGUUUUUGGCACUUUUCUUGUAACUCAUUUGAGUGCACCAGCCUUAUCUGUUAUCGGCGGUAUAGAUUUAACAAAUAAAACGAUUGUAUUUGGUAGAGUUUAUUAUCAAAAUAAAUUCCUAGAACCAAUAGUAGUAUUUGGAGCAUUAAUCGGACAUGUAGCUGCUGGUAUAGCAAAACGUAGUAUUAAAAUUUAUUGGAAAUAUAAAAAACAAGAUGCAAUAUUUCUUACAGGAGAAAUUCAUGAAAAAGUCGAAAGAAUGACUACGGACGAAACGGAUGAACGAGGAGUAGUUGUAAGACAAAAAAUCAAGACUAAAACUACAAGAACCAUCUCUGGUUCUUAUAUAACAAAAGCGUUGAGUUCGUUACUUCCAAGCCAUCAUACAAUUGGUUAUAUCUUAAUUCCUUUUGUAUUUGGUCAUUCUUAUGUUAACCGUAUUUUACCUAAACGUCAUUUUGGUGAUUCUUCUUUAAUUAAUGCUACUUAUAUUACACUUUGUCUUCGAAAAUGGCCACGCUCUUCAUAUUUUGUUUUAUCUGCUUUAAUUGGUCUAACUGCUUAUCAUGUUACUAGUGGUGCCCCAGUUGCUUACAAAAUAUUGAGGGGUUGUUUGUCCAAGAAAAAUGGCGAAAAACUUCAACCUGAUUCUGUAAAAAAGAAAGACCGUCUUUUAAGAAAUGGGUUGAUUAUCACAUCAGUUGGUAUAUUAACUGCUGGAUUACUUGUCAUUGGUGGAAAAUUUGGCAAGGAUCCUAGAAUUCCUUUACGUACUGAAUAUUUGAAAGUUUAUGGUCAAAUAUAUCCACAAAGUUGGGUAAGAUAUUAGAUCAUAUGUUCUUAAAAUAAUAAUAAUAUUCUAUUUGUCAUUAUAUAUAAAUAAAUUAUUACAGUACUAUUAAUUAUUAUAUUGAUGAUGUAAUGAAUAAUUCCUAAAGAAUUUGUAUAAUAAAGUUUAAUUAAAUAAUCCUUUCAGCUUCAUAAAAUAA
Molecule: messenger RNA, 1183 nt
Organism: Rhizophagus irregularis DAOM 181602=DAOM 197198
Lineage: Eukaryota; Fungi; Glomeromycota; Glomeromycetes; Glomerales; Glomeraceae
Biological process (GO): lipid homeostasis
Source: RefSeq, a predicted model, not a curated record